AUGGCACAAGACGCUACAGCCCUUGAUUCCGGCGACACCGCUUGGAUGCUUACCGCAACUGCCCUCGUUCUCUUUAUGACGAUUCCUGGGCUUGCCCUCUUCUACGGUGGACUCGUGCGCGUCCAAAACGUACUCUCUGUCCUUAUGCAAUGUUUUGCAUUGACAGGGUUGAUUACGAUCCUAUGGAUUAUCUGUGGUUAUAGCCUCGCCUUUAACACCGCUGGCAUGGAGGCGGGUAAAAUCACACUCACUUCUUUUGUCGGUGGGCUUGGUACGAUGUUCCUACGGGGUAUCGGGGUAGACACCCUAUCUGGAACUAUCCCCGAAACCGUUUUUGUUGUUUUCCAAAUGACAUUUGCCAUUAUUACCCCUGCCUUGAUCGCUGGCGCAUUCGCGGAGCGGAUGAAGUUCUCAGCGAUGUUAAUCUUCUCGGCAGUCUGGUCUCUCAUUGUGUACGCACCGCUCUGCCACAUGGCAUGGUCUGGUGACGGUUCAUUCUUUGGUGAUAUUAUCGGAGCACUUGAUUUCGCAGGUGGGAAUGUUGUGCAUAUUAAUGCAGGUGUCGCGGCAUUGGUUGCUGCCAUCUUGGUCGGCAAACGACUCGGUUACCAGACAACCGCAAUGCCUCCACACAGUUUGACCCUCACCGUCGUCGGCGCAUCAAUGCUUUGGGUCGGUUGGUUCGGGUUCAAUGCUGGUAGUGCUGUUGCCGCUGAUGGUACCGCUGGUAUGGCGAUGCUUGUCACGCAGAUUUCAACUGCCACCGCCGCUGUUACAUGGAUGUUUAUUGAGUGGGGGAAACACGGUAAACCGAGUGCAUUGGGCAUUGUAACGGGUGCCGUUGCUGGCUUAGUUGCGAUUACGCCUGCUUCUGGUUCUGUCGGACCGAUGGGCGCACUCGUUAUCGGGCUCGUCGCUGGCGCCGUCUGUUUCUGGGGCACUACGAGUUUGAAAUCGCAACUCGGAUAUGACGAUUCCUUGGAUGCAUUCGGUGUUCACGGUAUUGGUGGGAUUGUCGGUGCCUUACUGACCGGCAUUUUUGUCGCUGAGGGCUUAGGUGGUAAUGGGUUAGCUGAAGGUAUGACAAUAGGUAAACAGGUCUUGGCGCAGCUGAUCAGCAUCAUUAUUACCAUUAUUUGGAGUGGUGGGCUUUCGUUUAUCAUCCUCAAGAUUGUGGAUGCCACAGUCGGCUUACGCGUUGAAGAGGAUGACGAACGGCAAGGGCUUGACCUAUCGCAACACAACGAACGUGGAUACAACCUCUCAUAG
Molecule: messenger RNA, 1269 nt
Organism: Geodia barretti
Lineage: Eukaryota; Metazoa; Porifera; Demospongiae; Tetractinellida; Geodiidae
Source: the annotation of a GenBank genome assembly